AUGGAGGCCAUCUGGCUGUACCAGUUCCGGCUCAUUGUCAUCGGCGAUUCCACGGUGGGCAAGUCCUGCCUGAUCCGCCGCUUCACGGAGGGCCGCUUUGCUCAGGUUUCAGACCCCACCGUGGGGGUAGAUUUUUUCUCCCGCUUGGUGGAGAUCGAGCCAGGAAAACGCAUCAAGCUCCAGAUCUGGGAUACAGCGGGUCAAGAGAGGUUCAGAUCUAUCACUCGCGCCUACUACAGGAAUUCAGUAGGUGGUCUUCUCUUAUUUGACAUUACCAACCGCAGGUCCUUCCAGAAUGUCCAUGAGUGGUUAGAAGAGACCAAAGUACACGUUCAGCCCUACCAAAUUGUAUUUGUUCUGGUGGGUCACAAGUGUGACCUGGAUACACAGAGGCAAGUGACUCGCCACGAGGCCGAGAAACUGGCUGCUGCAUACGGCAUGAAGUACAUUGAGACGUCAGCCCGAGAUGCCAUUAAUGUGGAGAAAGCCUUCACAGACCUGACAAGAGACAUAUAUGAGCUGGUUAAAAGGGGGGAGAUUUCAAUCCAAGAGGGUUGGGAAGGGGUGAAGAGUGGAUUUGUACCAAAUGUGGUUCACUCUUCAGAAGAGGUUAUCAAAUCAGAGAGGAGAUGUUUGUGCUAGUCAACCCUUCCAUUUUCAAAACAUACCCUCCCACUUGAACUUAAAAGUUAUCAAAAUAAAUAGAAUCCUUAUGUGACUGAAGAGAUCUCAACCUUUGGAUAACAAAUGAGUCUUCUUCCUAGGGGUAGAGCUCUAACAGGCUCAUAUGUGGGUAGAUAGGGAGCCUGGGUGCUUUGAUUGAGGGACUAAAUUGCUGACAUUGGCUAGAUCAGACAAUGUUUUGUGGUCCAGGCUUGGCAAUGAUUGUUCUGUGUGUCCUUUGUGAAGGACCACAUAUUAAGGCUCUAGGGUUUGGGAAGUUAGGUUCAGGAAAACAUACCUACAGAGAGAAAAACUGUUCCUUGGUAUUUCAACUUUUCAGAGGUGGUGACCACAAAGAAACAUAGAAGGAAAACAAGUAACAAAUUGGGGAUAAUUAGGAUAACUGAAAAAAAGAGUAUGAUGUCAAGUUAUUCAAUGAUAAUACCAUGUGUGCUGGGUUUGAUACAAACACACUAAUUCACUUCUAACAGUAACUGUAAAAUGAAUGUUCCAUAUGAAUCAGCUAUUUGAUAAUGCCUUUCAAGGUUAAGCAUUCUAAUAAAAUUGAUGUGAUUCAUAUAUGAAAAGGGAAGUCAUUCACACCUUGUUAUUAAUCACAUUUGAGAAAGUGUACACGCUCAUGAUAGAGUUAACAGUUGUGUGAAAGAAACUGUCCCAUGUAAAAUCAGAAGAAGGAAACAUUGUAGCUCAAAGGCCACAUUCUUUGACCUCUAACCAUACCAGAGAUUUCAUAGCAUCAGGGAGCCACAAUCUGGAGUAAGCAUACUGCCUGCUUCUUUAGGUGCCUGACAGUGACAAUACAGAGAUUGUCUACAAAAAAACAAAAAAAAAACAAAAAAAAAAAACAAAAACAAAAAAAAAAACCUGAGUCAAGCCCUUGAUGGUUGGUUCUGUGCUGAAUAUUUGCUCAACAUGUGGCCCUGGCCCCUGGAACCCCUAAAAUCCUGCAUAUUAAUUCUGUAAUAGGCCUCUGAAAUUUUUUACCCCAGUUUUCAGAAUAAGAAAGCAAGAAAAAGCCCAACAGAUUCCUAGAUUUUUUCACUGGAUCAUAAUGCUGUCACAUGAAUAAAUAAUUAAUUUGUUAACUUUGGAAGUCAGGUGAUUAUAAAUUAAUGUUCUCUACAUGAUAGGAUAUGUUUCCUUGUUGUUUUACAGCUCAGCUAUAAUCCUGCAGGAACCUAGGAAUGAAUCAAAGGUAAAGCCUAUUCAGGUAUCACUGAAAAGAAGGCAUAAAAUAAGGGAUUAACUGCACGACUAAAAACACAUUAAAACUGUGUGGGUUUCUAAGUGUUCUCACAAACUCUAUGAACAUUUUAUUGAAAGGAACAAAAUACAACAAUGGGGAGUGGGAUGGGGAUAAAGUACUCACCCCACAAUGACCUUGGCCACCUGUCUGCUAUGUACCUAUUCUGGGCUCCUGUCUACCCGAGAGAGUCAGCUCUUAAUUCUCAGGUGAACAGACAGCUAACCACAUCAGUAAAUUAGAAUGGCUGACAUGAAAAUUUCAUUAUCUUCUUGAAAAGAAGUGAUGCUUUAAAUUAAUUUUUGGAUUGUAGCCAGUUCAGCUAGGCAAAAGCCAUACUUUUCACAGUAAGAAAACUUCUGAUUAGAGUCAAGUUUCUCAUAUGCAUUGUGGUAGAAAGGUUGACAAAUUGUUUUUGCAAUAUCCUGUUCAAGUUCAGUAUGAAUAUGCAUGAGUUGGAAAAUCUGGGGAAUUUGUUUCAGCUAAAAUAAAACCAAAUAAUAAAGAUUAUGGAAGACCAUUCUGCCACCUUUGCUCCAACUUGGAUAAGCAAAUCAUCUUGGACCAGUUCACAUCAUCAACUGCAGGUGAAGUGAUCAUUUAUUCUGUAUUCAUUUCACAUAGAUUAAAUUGUCAGAUUCUUGGUUGUAGAAGGCAAACAACUUUUUUUGUGGGAACUCAAAAUUUCAACAACUGUACUCAUGUCUAGAUGGUUACUAAGCCAAGAUUAUACCACGGAUAAAUGAGAGUUGUCUAGAUUCUUGUCAACUCAGUGGGGGGGGCAUAGAAAUAAAACAUGUCUACAGUUUUCUUGACUAAAAUACAUUAUAUACUUUCCCAUUUCUGGCUUUUUAACAUGGGGUUUAAAGUACCCAACACAGAUGCAGCAGAGGUGGCUGAACUUAACUGCUUAAAUAAGUUCUAGAAAAACUUUUAAAAAUCAUUUUAGUAGAAUUCAGUGCUGUUGUCACUGCAAUAAGUGGGUUUUAGAAAAUACGUGUGAAAAAUCAGGUGUUCAUAGAAUACUGAGGACAAAGCUUUAGAAGCUAUUUUACUACAUAGAUAAAGAAAAGAUUAACUUGUAACAAUGAUCACAACUGCAUGUUGGAUUAGAUUGUCUUAUAUUCCAGAACAAAAUGUACUGUAUACUUUGCCUCACUUUGUUGUGCGCUGUAAUGAAAUGUGAAAUUCUUUAUUUAGCUGUAUGUGAAUGAAAAUGCUUGUAUUUAGUAAAAUGGUUGAUCAUGUGACUGUGAGAUUCCACAUGUGUGUUGUAGCUAUUUCUAGAAUGUGUCCUUUCAUUGUAGCAAACAAAGAUACCAGUAAAAUACCAAUCAGAUGCUGUAGUGUAUACUAAUAUGAUAUGACAUACUUUGCAUAAACAGACUCAUCAGUAUCUGAAAGCCAAAGAGAGGACACAAUUUCUUAAAGGUAUAUGAUUCUCAUGUUGAAAACCACAGAAAUCUCACUACUUCAUUUUCAGCCCAAGCCAAUAUAUAAAAAGUUGAAUCUGUGAAGCAUAAAACUUCAGCAUUAUAAUUUUUAAUCAAGAGCUAUAAUUUUUCACCAGGAAAGUAGUUAAUUACAACUAUUGUCUUCACUGAAAAGUCUUUUCCAAGCUAAGUUGCCAUUUUUAAAGAUGGCUGUGGCACACUAUAUCAUAUGAGGAGCAUUGCAAGCAUGGGGACUAGAUUGGAACACAGUCAUCUAGCACAUUUUCCAAGUUGGAUAGUGCACAUCUAAGAAAAAUAUAAGAGAAAUGUUUGAUUUUAAAUCUAGGCAUACACAGGCUAAUCUCAACACAGGUUUAUCGCUUUUACAUUCAAGUGAAGCAGCAUUUCAUAGCGUUUUCCACUCUUAAAAUUUUCUCUAGGCUUCAUCAUCUUUUCUUCAUUUAUAUCCCUUGGUGACCUCAGCCAUUCUGUGGUUUUAAAAAACCAUCUCUAAGCCAGUAAGCCCUAGACUGAUAUGUCCAGUUCAUUUAUUACCCACGAACUCCAGACUUUUAUAACCAACCACUUACCUGUCAUCUCCAUUUUAUUCUUCAUUAGCAUCACAAGUUUAACAUGUCCCAAAUGAGGCUCCUGAUCUUCUACUUCAAGCCAUGACAUAACCUUCUCCUGGGUAAAUGGUAACUUUCCCUAUGUAUUCCUAACAAAAGCUUAGUCAUUCUUCUUUCCUUUUCUUUCUUACUCUACCUUUGAUCUAUCUGAAAAUUAUGUUUUCAUCAGAGUAUAACAAUAAUCUGACAACUUUUCAACACCUUCAAUGUUAACACACUGGUGUUGUUUAAUGUUACUUAUCGCCUGAGUAAUUGUGAUAAAACUCUUGCUACCCCUUCCCCUACUACAUUCUAUUAUCCACAUAGCAGCCCAAGAAAGACUGAUGAAGAAGCAUGAGUUGAAAACAGUCACCUACUCAUAAUUUUCCAGUGGUUAUCAAUUUCACUCAACUUAAAGCACAAAGUCCUUCCAAUAGUCUGCAGAAGAAUCAUUAAAAAUGAAUUCUAUCCCAUUGUCUCUGCAACCUCACUUCUUGCAGCUAGCCUCUUGUUCAUCUCACUAGUUAUAGUUUCCUUUCUUGUUCUUUAUUUUAAAUUAUUUUUCAUUCUUAAUUAUGUAUAUACAUGUGAGUCUAUGUGUAGGUAUGUGUUCUGUUCCUCAGAAGUCAGAAGAGAUGGACAGAUUGCCUGGAGCUGGAGUUACAGGAAUUAUGAUCCACAUGAUAUGGGGACUGAAUUCAGUUCCUCUACAAGAGCAGUAUGUGCUCUUAAUUGCUGAGUCAUCUCUGCAGCCCCUCCUAUUUUGUUCUUCAAACAUAUCAAGAGCAUUCCCACCUCAGGGCUUUUGUACUUGCUCUGCACUUGUGAUUCCUUUCUAAGAUAGCUGCAUGGACUGCUUUUCACACCCAUCAAGUUAUAGGGUCAGCAGCUUCCAAAAUCUUUGAAUAGCUUACUGAUACUCUGUAAUACAUCCAUCCAGAUAUCAUUGCUGACAGCCCAGAGUCCUGCUCUUUAGCCUUGCCUGUGGAACAACAAAGAUUCUGGGAAACCAAAAAGGAAGAAUAACCUAGAACAGUGAUUCUCAACCUGCGGUCAUGACCCCUUUGGGGAUCAAACAACCCUUUCACAGGGGUUGCCUGAGACCAGAAAACACAGAUAUUUACAUUACCAUUCAU
This is a messenger RNA of Cricetulus griseus (Chinese hamster), 5104 nucleotides long. The record is from RefSeq and is a predicted model, not a curated record. Lineage: Eukaryota; Metazoa; Chordata; Mammalia; Rodentia; Cricetidae.